Molecule: messenger RNA, 1902 nt
Organism: Phaeoacremonium minimum UCRPA7
Lineage: Eukaryota; Fungi; Ascomycota; Sordariomycetes; Togniniales; Togniniaceae
Product: putative wd repeat protein
Exons: 6
Coding region: 1-1902 (633 amino acids)
Biological process (GO): proteasome-mediated ubiquitin-dependent protein catabolic process
Cellular component (GO): Cul4-RING E3 ubiquitin ligase complex
Molecular function (GO): protein binding
Source: RefSeq, a predicted model, not a curated record
AUGGCUGACCGAUAUCCACGGGCGGAUGACUCCGAUGCUGACCCUGGGGAGCAAGAUUUCUUUAAUAGCUCAGCUAGAAGGCCUGUUGUCAACGCCAGUGACUUCGAGGAGGGGAGCCCUGAUAUUCCUGACGAUCCGAUGGAUUCUGCGGGAACGCAUUAUCAAGAAUAUGAUGAGAACGAGGACGAGGACGACCCGGACUACCAUGUUGAUGAGGACGAAGAGGAAGAUGAUGAGUUUCACGAUGCCGAGGAAGGUCUGGAGUUUGAAGUUGUGAUAGAGGAUGAGUCCGAGGAGGACGAAGAUGAUGAUGAUGAUGACGAUGAAGACAAUGUCGGAGACGACGGUAGGGCACAUCUGGCGGCACUUCUCACUGGCCGGACAGCUCCUGGUUUCUUAACCCACAGACAGCUCUUGGCGUUACUCCGUGGUCGUGAUCUAGGGCACGUUCUCUUCCAUGACGAUGAUGACGGAGGAUGGGGUUUCCGGCGGAGGAGACGGCGAAGCCCCCCCGAUCCUAACCGGUUUCCAAAGGUGCCGAGUGAGAAAGACCGCGAACUCGGUAUAGGAAAUCAAUCAGAACGCAAGAUAAACCAAGAUAUCAUGGCUCAGGGCAUGAUUCCCACUAGCGAGGCUGAUAUGGUCAUACACUAUAACAGCCCUGUAUACUGUGGUCAGUUCUCAGAUGACGGAAACUUUUUCUAUGCUUGUGUCAAAGACUUCAAGGUCCGCAUGUACGACACAUCGAACCCCUACAAUUGGAGGCAUUACAAGACCGUGAACCAUCCUUUUGGUCGGUGGGCACUCACAGAUGCACAUUUGAGCCCCGACAAUAGGUGGCUUGCGUACACAUCAUUGCAGAGCCACGUUUGUUUUGCGCCGACUGAUCCCAAUGACAAAGGAGACCCAUACACCCUGGAUCUGGGCGAGAGCCGGGCGACAGGUGGAUGGCGAACUCGAGACUUCGCUAUCUGGUCUAUUCGUUUUUCGGGAGACGGAAGGGAACUCAUCGCCGGCAAUAAUGCGUCGUCAAUCAUUGUGUACGAUAUUGAAAGUCGUCGAGUGUUGCACAACAUCACCGGUCACGAUGACGAUGUUAACGCUGUAUGUUUUGCCGACGUCUCCUCCCCACAUAUUCUAUACUCGGGUUCAGACGACGCUACGAUCAAGGUAUGGGAUCGUCGGAGCAUGGGCGAUGGCCGAGAAGCAGGCGCAUUUGUGGGCCAUAUCGAGGGUCUGACGUACAUCGACAGCAAGGGUGAUGGGCGAUAUAUCUUGAGUAAUGGUAAAGAUCAAACGAUGAAGCUGUGGGAUCUACGAAUGGUGAUGUCCACGGCCCAGUUUCAGGAGACGAACCCACGACAACAUACACGACAGAGCGAUUACGACUACCGAAUGGAGGAGUACGACUUGGACAAUUGGUUCCCGCAUCCUGAUGACAACUCUGUUGUUACCUACCGAGGACAUCGGGUCCAGCGCACGCUCAUCCGCUGUCAUUUCUCGCCCCCAGGGAGCACCAACUCGAGAUAUGUGUACUCUGGAAGUCAUGACGGCAAGAUUUAUGUGUGGAAUAUGGAUGCCACACCGGCCGGCGUCAUUGAUGUCAAGAAGGCGGCAACGAUGGGGUUCCAAGGCGUCAGUCGAGCUAGGGCGCGCGUUCACCGUGACGAUUAUGCAGGAUGGUCGUCCUGUGUGCGUGAGGCGCACUGGCACCCUAAUGCGCCGAUUAUAGCUGCAUCGUCAUGGAACGGAUAUGAGAUGCACGACAUGAACUUUGGAACUGUCACAGUACACUCCUACAAUGAUGCUCCUGAGGAUGAAGCGGAGCCGAAGAUGGGCUUGAUGGUGAAUGAUCAGCUGGCAUCCGAGAACUUGUCGUUUCAACCGACCUCGAUCUGGUAG